GGGGCAGUAUACUUAAUUAGCCAAGCACAUGCCAUCUGGGAUUAAUUGAAGUCAACCGAUCGAUCAAAUCGUGUUUACGUUAUACAGGGAUCUGCAUCUCGUCCGGGGGCCUGCAGCCAAACCACAUUCUCAUCUGGCGACCUCAGCCCCUUCUCCCCUUAAUUUGGUUCUUCUUCUCAGCUACGGAUCCUUCAAGUAUCCAAUCUUCACCAGUUACAGCUGCUGCGUAACCAAAAUUCAUCAGAUAUGGCCAGUCACUCGAGCAAGCCGAGCACUCUGCCCAAGGACUUCCCGUUAGAUUAUUUGAGGAAGAUCACUGAUGAGUUCUCUUCUGAUCGAAUCAUACAUCAAGGUGCAACUGGAACGGUUUAUAAGGGAAUAGGGCCAGACGGGGAAGUGAUUGCUGUGAAGAGGCUUAGUAGUAAGGAGAUCUCCGAGAAACUAUUUCAAGCUGAGGUUCAGAAUCUUGUGGCGCUCCAUCAUCAAAAUAUUGUGAGUUUAAUUGGCUACAGCCAUGAGUCAGAACUGAAAGUGGUGGAGCGGGACGGGAAAUAUAUUGUUGAUGAAAUAACUGAAGCAUUACUGUGCUUUGAAUAUGUACCACAGGGAAGGCUUGUCGACCAUAUGUUUGGUGAAUCUCAUAAAUUGGAGUGGGAGACAUGCUUCAAAAUAAUCAAGGGGAUCUGCCAGGGCUUACGUUUCUUGCACAGUAUGCCAAUUGUUCAUAUGGAUCUUCAACCAGCGAAUAUAUUGUUGGAUAAUAACAUGGUACCCAAAAUUGCGGAUUUUGGUCUCUCAAGAUUCUUCGGUCAAGAACAAACACGGAUGAUCACGCAAAAUGUCGUGGGAGCACAUGGAUACAUGGCUCCGGAGUAUCUAUAUAGAGGUGAAAUCUCAUGUCAGUCAGACAUAUAUAGUUUGGGCCUACUAAUCAUGGAAAUUACCAUGGCGGAAAAAAAUUGCCCCACCACACGUGACCAUUCUGCGGAGGAAUUCAUUAAAAAUGUUCGUGAAACGUGGACAGAUCAACAGCACAUUGCAUCCAAGUAUUCAUCAGUCGAUGUGAAUUGCCUCCAAGAAAUAAAACUAUGCAUCACGGUUGGGCUGGAAUGUGUGGAAUAUGAUCGGAUGAAAAGACCUUCUAUUGAGAAAGUUAUUGACAAGCUUCAUGGAUAAGUUAGGGGUAAAUGGCAGAGAGGUAUCCUGGUUUCAGCGUGCAUGAAACUCGGCGUCGUCUCUGACAGGAGAUGUCCGAGAUGAAAUAGAACAUGCCAAUGUGGAAACUGUUAAUGCUGAAGACUUGAAUUUUCUGGGAAACGAGAUCCUUUUAUGUAAAUGCAUUGUGUAAUCUCUGUUAAAAUAUUUUUGAAAUAGACACUCCUUGUGUUUCUCUUGGCA
Molecule: messenger RNA, 1398 nt
Organism: Brachypodium distachyon (stiff brome)
Lineage: Eukaryota; Viridiplantae; Streptophyta; Magnoliopsida; Poales; Poaceae
Product: cysteine-rich receptor-like protein kinase 40
Exons: 7
Coding region: 247-1176 (309 amino acids)
Biological process (GO): protein phosphorylation
Molecular function (GO): protein kinase activity; ATP binding
Source: RefSeq, a predicted model, not a curated record